UAUAAUGAUAAAAUGACAAGAGUGCCACUAGCUGCCCCCUGAAUUUAACACAUUGCUAUCACCACGAAGUAAAACACAUCAAUUAAACCCAACUCUGCUCGCUUAUAUAAUGCAAACACAACAAGUGAACCAUCAAACCCACCUUUAAUUUAAUUUCUCUGCCCCUCAAAAAUGAAGAACUUCAAUUUCACCCCCAAAAAAUUCAUCAUCUUUCUCCUUUACCCUCUUCUUCUCUCCAUCGCCACCACCCUUCCCCUUGCCCACUGCAGAGACCUCAACCUGAUACGGAGUACAUGCAAGCAAACCCCCAACUACGCCCUCUGCGUCUCCACUCUAUGCUCAAACCCCAAAAGCUCCGCCGCCGGCGACGUCGCAUCGCUCACCCUCAUCAUGGUGGACGCCGUUAAGGCCGCCGCGUCGGACGCCUUAAACCUCAUCAACCAGCUGACGAGGAAAGGGAGCAGAGACCCAGCCGUGCGGAAGAACCUGGCGGACUGCGCCGACGAGUACGAUGCCAUUCUGAAGGCAGACGUGCCGGUAGCGGUGGAGGCGCUGACGAAGGGAGAUUACAAGUUCGCGGAGGAAGGGGCGACGGACGCGGCGAACGAGGCGGAGUUCUGCGAGAAGGGGUUCGGACAGGGGAGGUCGCCGCUGACGAGGAAGAACAAACGGGUUCACGACCUCGGCGCCGUCACGGCUUCCAUGGUCAGGAUUUUGCUGUGAAGAGAGAGAGAGAGAGAGCUGAGGGAUGUUUGGUACUAAUUAGAAAUUAAUGGGCAUCUAAUUUUCCA
Messenger RNA from Malania oleifera, 791 nucleotides. RefSeq names its product cell wall / vacuolar inhibitor of fructosidase 1-like. Gene Ontology annotation, biological process: negative regulation of catalytic activity. The transcript has a single exon. Bases 172 to 723 code for a protein of 183 amino acids. Gene Ontology annotation, molecular function: enzyme inhibitor activity. NCBI's taxonomy places the organism in Eukaryota, Viridiplantae, Streptophyta, Magnoliopsida, Santalales, Ximeniaceae. The record is from RefSeq and is a predicted model, not a curated record.